AUGGCUGAAGACGAAGAAAGAUCGCCGCUCCUGGCGGGCAAGGGCAAGGGCAGGGCCGAAGAUGACUCCUCAUUGUCCGAAUCGGCGCCUCUGUUGUCCAGCUCUUCUGCGACGCCCCGAUACGAUGGCGAGCAAGAUGACCCAGAGAGGUCUCGCGCCGCCUCCCUCGCUUCGAACCCGCCGAGCACGACCACUAAGAGUUCUGUACGAUGGGCGUCAGUGAUAUCCAUCACCGUAUUGAUAUUGUUGGUAUUUGGUAUCAUGGCCGGUUGCUUCUUCGUACCCUCGGCAGUUCAAGAGUAUGCGAAGCAGGCUGCCGUCGUCGAGCCGACGAAUCUGGCCCUAGAAUCAAUCACGACGGAUGGUGUGCGGGCACGUGUUCAGGCCAACUUCAAGCUUGAUGGCUCUAGGGUCCAGGACACGACAUCUCGAAGGAUUGGAAAGUUUGCAACUUGGAUUGUGAGGCAAUUGGGAACAGAACAGACAAAGGUUGGCGUGUUCUUGCCAGAAUACGACGACGCUUUGCUCGGCACUGCUGUUGUGCCGCCACUCACCAUUAGUAUCGUCGAUGGCCAAACUACCGCGAUCGAUUUCAUCGCCGAACUGUCACCCGGUGACGCCGAAGCGUACCGAAAGAUUGCCAACGAAUGGCUAGAUGGAAAGCUCGACCAGCUAAGGGUGCUUGGAAAGGCCAACAUUCCACUCAAGUCCGGAAUCCUCCCACUCGGCACUCAUUCAGUGAGCGAGGUCUUGGUAUUUGAAGCGAACCAAAUCCCAACGUUGCCGCAGUAUAACAUUUCCCGCCUCAACUUCCGAGACCUGCCAGACUCGGACGGCCAGCGAACAGCUGUCGGCGCCGACGUAGCCAUCACCGCCUACAACGAGUUUCCCGUCAGCUUAGAUGUACCGGAACUUGGCUUUGAAGUUCUGGUUCCCAACUGCAAUUCUUUUGACCCCUACAUUCUUCUUGCCGACGCCACAACCAAGCCCCUCUCAAUCAAGCCACGAACCGAUGUCACUGUCAACGUCUCUGGUAUCAUCCGAGAGCUCCCAAAGUCACUGACAAGAGUUUGCCCUAACUCGAAGUCAUCACCUCUGGACAAAUUCUUGGAUCAGUACAUGCACGGCGAGGCUGCUACUGUCUACGUUCGUGGUCGCAAGAUGCCCGAUUCAGACACCCCAGACUGGGUCGGCGACAUUCUGUCCGAGAUCACUGUUCCUGUUCCCUUCCCGGGUCAGGGUUUUGACAACCUCAUCAAGAGCUUCUCGCUCACCGAUGUGAACUUUCAAUUGCCCGAUCCUAUGGCGGACCCGGAUGACCCUGAUGGAUCGCCAAAGGUUUCGGGUACGGUUGAGGUUCUCGCGAGUCUUCCGAAAGAGAUGAACUUUGACAUCAAUGUCACGGAUUUGAGAGCCACGGCAGACGUUAUGUAUCAGAACAAGAAACUCGGGGAACUCAACCUCGACAAGUGGCAGUCCGCUAACUCAACAAAAGAGGCUGGCGACGAGAAACACGAGCCUCUCCUGAGAAUCACGUCCCGGGUCAUUGAUGCUCCCCUCAAUAUCACCGAUGGCGAUGUCUUGACGGACGUUAUGCAGAGACUUCUCUUCGGCGGAAAGCAGGUCCUACUGGACGUCAAGGCCAGUGUCGACAUUCGAGUUAAUACGGCUCUUGGAAACUUGGUCUUGAAGGAUGUCCCUGCUGAGGGCAAAAUCCCGGUAAAACCUCUCCCUGGCGACACCUUUGGCAGCAUUCACCCACAAGUGGGAGACGUGAAGAUUAUCAGUACCUCUUCCUCAGCGAUGACGCUUGAGGCGUUGGUCAACAUCACAAAUCCGACACCGUACACAGCCUCCAUACCAUAUAUCAACAUACAUAUUGUGAGGGACGGUUUCGUGCUUGGCAGUGCUACUGCCGAGAAUCUGACAGUCGAUAAGGGCAACAACACAAAUUUGCUUGUGAGAGCAAAUUGGGACCCAACCGCCGAGGGCGAAGCUGGCCGCAAGAUUGCCAGUGAUAUGAUAUCAGAAUAUCUCUCCGGACGCAAUGUCACCAUAGACGUCAAGACUCAUCGAGGCACAAUUCCGACUGCCCCUCUCAUUGGCGAGGGCCUAUCAAAGCUGAAUAUCAGCAUUGCCGCUCCGAAGUUGGACCUUCCCGGAGAAGGCGACAAGAAGGGACACUUCAUUAGAGAUGCGACUUUCCACGUGCUUUCCUCUACAGCGACGUUUACCCUAGUGUCUCCGCUACGGUACAACACCAUUUAUGUUGAUUGGAUCAACGCUACAGCGUUGUAUAAUCACACAGAGCCGGUCGGCCGUAUUGUCUAUGGCCUGCCCUUUGCGGCGCCGCCGGGAAUGUCUGUAACGCCCAGGCUGCCUGUUGACUGGUCUGCAGGAUCAGUGGGCUAUGAUGCCGUGAAGAGAGCGAUUGGAGGUUCCCUAACCCUUGAUGCGAGUGCGAAUGUCACUGUACGGAUUGGGAAUUGGAAGGAUACGGUCUGGUACGAGGGCCAGGGAAUAGGUGCAAGCAUUCGUUUGUAA
Messenger RNA from Colletotrichum abscissum, 2544 nucleotides. RefSeq lists its product as uncharacterized. Bases 1 to 2544 code for a protein of 847 amino acids. The record is from RefSeq and is a predicted model, not a curated record. Gene Ontology annotation, cellular component: fungal-type vacuole membrane. NCBI's taxonomy places the organism in Eukaryota, Fungi, Ascomycota, Sordariomycetes, Glomerellales, Glomerellaceae. The transcript is spliced from 3 exons.